AUGGGCGCCGGGACUGUGACGUGGAGGCCUCUGCCCCUACGGUCGGAUGCCCUGCCAGUCCUGCUCGUCUCGGCAGAGAUGGGCCCGGCCUCCUACACCAUCCGCCUCACCGACAUGGCAAAUAUGUGGACCGAGACUCUUGAGCGAAAGGGCAUCUGCAUGCGUGGUUGGAGCGAAAACACUAGCAUCGACCCAAGCGAUACCCCGGAAAACAUGAUCAAGUUUCUCACCAGUCUUCAGUCCGCCUUGGACGCGUCCCAUCCCGGUCAUGAGAAAACUGGCCUCAGCCUCACGCGAGGCAAGGACAGCGGAACCGCUGACUCGCUCAUCCUCAAUUUGACAUGUGAUCUGCCGGGCUUCAAACCACUAAAGUGGCCUGUCCACCUCGAAAAGUCACCAUGCUCCAGCCUUGCCACGGAUCUCGUGCUACCCCUUGUACAAGCGCACUACUCCAGGAAGCGCGAGGUGGAAUCCCUCAUUCAGACCCUCGCCCAAAAGGACGCCGUGCUCAACAAGCUGUUGGACAAGCUGGAUGCCAUGGGCACGGGGUUGGAACAUGUGUUCACAGCCCUGUCGGGGCGCAAAAAGGUUGCGAGGGCCACCGCCCAGGACAAGGUCAAAGGCUUGGCCCCCUUCGACGAGUUCCGUUGGAAGGCGUCUCUGGACGACGAUGCGGAUGGGCCGGCCAACGCUGCCGAGCUGGUGGAAAGCGUUUUCGAUGAAUCCGGUCUCCUGUAUACGGCCACCAUGGCCAUCGAAAAGUCUCCAGAGUUGGACAACUGGUGGCAUUCUUUCUCGGGUAUGUCGCAACGUACAUGUCGACAAAUAAGUGCCGCGCCGCCGCAGCGGGAGAGAACGCGUUCAGCGUCACACCAGUCCUCUAACGCAGCCGGCGGGGGCGGCGAUGGCAACGACGAAAGCGACUUUCAGAUUCAAGCUACGCCUCCUCGUCUUCGCGCCGGGGGCAGAGCCAAGGUGGCCUCUACCGCCCCAAUCGACAACGACGAGUCCACCGAAAGUGACGAGGGGAGCGACGCCGACGCCGUCCAAGACAGCAAUUUUCCUGCGGUCGGUACAAGGUCCUCACAGCAUCAUGUCACCAAAGAGGCUCCGUCGCGGCUGGGCACCAUCGGCGGCAAGACUCAAAAGAAGCCAUCGCACUCUCCUCCACCACCACCGGCAUCGAGAGAAGCUCAACGGGCUGCAUCCCCCACAGCCGAUGAUUCGGAGACCGCAUCAGAGGCGGAAGAUGAUAGCAAUGAUACGCCUCCCCAUCCUCCGAGCCCCCCAAAUCCUGCGUCAACUGGUGGAUUCAAGGCCCGGCUAGGCAGAAUUGGCGGGAAACCGUCCAAGGCCGAGACUACAGAGAGACGACAGACACCGCCGCCGACGGACGGGGAGACCGCGGAAAACACUACGACGCCCAGAAAGACUGGCGGACUCGGCCGAAUUGGCGGCGGAUCCUUCACCAGAGACGACGACAAGCGUGGCAGAGACGCGACGAGCAAAAAGCAAGUGCCGGAGGAACGGCGCCGGGAGACGUCGGAAGAGCGCGCUGACCGUCGCCGCGAGGAGCUCAAGCGAGAGCUGGAAAGACAGGCCGUUGCGGGCCCGGUCAAGAAGAAGAGGCGUUUCUAA
Purpureocillium takamizusanense is the source of this 1638-nucleotide messenger RNA. RefSeq lists its product as uncharacterized. Gene Ontology annotation, cellular component: DNA ligase IV complex; nucleus. Bases 1 to 1638 code for a protein of 545 amino acids. NCBI's taxonomy places the organism in Eukaryota, Fungi, Ascomycota, Sordariomycetes, Hypocreales, Ophiocordycipitaceae. Gene Ontology annotation, biological process: double-strand break repair via nonhomologous end joining. The record is from RefSeq and is a predicted model, not a curated record. The transcript has a single exon. Gene Ontology annotation, molecular function: DNA end binding.